Nerophis lumbriciformis (worm pipefish) is the source of this 2849-nucleotide messenger RNA. RefSeq names its product Cas scaffold protein family member 4 (gene cass4). Gene Ontology annotation, molecular function: protein binding. NCBI's taxonomy places the organism in Eukaryota, Metazoa, Chordata, Actinopteri, Syngnathiformes, Syngnathidae. Gene Ontology annotation, biological process: cell migration; cell surface receptor protein tyrosine kinase signaling pathway. The record is from RefSeq and is a predicted model, not a curated record. Gene Ontology annotation, cellular component: cytoplasm; plasma membrane.
CGACGCUGAUUACAUUCAACUUUUCACAUCCCUGCUGUGGACACACUUGGAUGUCAGCGCUGGACAACUACACACAAACAUGAUCAAAUUUGCCAAGGCUCUUUAUGACAACACAGCAGAGUGUGCUGAUGAGCUGGCCUUCAGAAAAGGAGACGUCCUAUCAGUGACGAAUCAAAACCUCGCAGGCACCAGUGGGUGGUGGAUGUGUUCUUUGCAUGGCCGGCAGGGUCUCGCCCCGGCCAACAGACUGCAGCUCAUUGAAAGCUCUGUAAGCCAUCGCACAGAGAAAAGGAAAAGUGAAACCAAUGACAGCGUGCCGAACAUCUACCAGAUCCCAAGUCUGCCUAAAAACGGACAUAAGAACGCGGUCUACAAUACCCCGACCACUUGCUUGUCAGCUUCAGUGACGUCUAACCAUGUGGUGCUGAAGCAAAAUACGGAAGACAUGAAGGUGUAUAAAUCACCAGCAUCCAUGCAUCGAGGCCCUAGCUGUGACAUCCCUGCAUCUUCAGUCCCUGGUGGCCAACAUGAAGUGGUCAGCGGGUACAGCACUUUACCCAAUUGCUGCAAGUCUAGUUGGAUCUAUGAUAUACCAGUGGGUACUGACAAGCAAGACAGAGUCCAAAACAACAAUAAUACACUUCCUUCCAAAUGUGUUGGCAGCCACCUGUACGACACGCUUCCUUUGCAAGCUAGUCCAAACAGAACAAUGCCACCAAAUGCUUUGCUUUACGAUAUACCAAAACCCUGUUUUCUUGGCCACCCGAGUCCACCCAAUUUACUGCCAAGAGUCCCGAUUUACGACAUGCCUCCAACGCAAAGGCUCAUGGAAAACUUUGCACCGAAAGAAGAUUUGCUUAGCCAAGUUCUCAGCGAUCCUGUUAGUGACCAUUUACCUUUGGAGUGCCGGAGUGACCCAAGCACUGGUCAUAACCUCUUCAGGGUAAAGAACUUUCUGAGGUGUAGAUCUUUUCAAGGCAGCCAGGGAAGUGUAGAGUUGCUGUUGCAGGGAGACGCAAAAAGCAGUGGAAGCGUAUCUUCCUCUGCAGACCAGAGUCAAAGAAUCAGCACCGCAUCCAGCUCCUCAAGCAGUUCUUGUGACUCUCUCGCUCUGAGCUCAUCUCCUCAGGAGGCUUUGAGAGAAGUGACGCUCGGACAAGACGAGGCCUGUCGCAGAUUACUGGACCUGCAGCAGUCCGUUUGCCAGGCUGUUCCCAAGCUCAUGGAGUUUGUCAGCAGCCGUUGGAGGAACAAAGAACAUCUGGAGAAACACCUGAAGGAGAUUCAAGUUGCGGCAGAAGGUAUUGCAUGUUCCGUGACAUGCUUUCUACAUUUUGCCGCUGACAUUAAGGGAAAUGUGCGACAUUUGACCGAUGCCAACCUUCAAAAGAGACUCUGCAAACAACUAUCAGUUGUUGAGGAUUCAGCAUUGAUCUUACAACAAACGCUGAGUGGGUUAAACUUGGCCGGCUGGCCCCUUGACUCCCUGUGUCAGGAUCCGGGCCAAGUCCUGACACUUGAUCAACUGGAGCGCUUUGUCAUGGUGGCCCGCACGGUGCCAGAGGAUGUCCGGCGCCUGGUGUCCAUUGUCAUCGCCAACGGCAAGCUACUGUUCAAAGUCCCUUCAGAUACAGUCGUUGUUAAAAACACAAAUCAAAGCGAAGCAAAGACAAUUCGAGGUGGGAGUCAGUGGCUGGGAGACUUAGUGGAGGAUGACAAUGACAAUGUGAAGGAACAGAUGAAGAAUCACGUUGAAAAGCAAGGAGAGAACCAUCACACGGAACAAAAAACGAACGCCAGUCAAGAGUCUACCAUGAGAGAGAGCGAAAGCAGGCGACAGUCCUUCCAAUCUUGUCCCGUGAACCCGGAAGAGCGUCGAGCAUCUUCCAUGCCCGAGCAUUGCCGCCUCUACUUUGGCGCUCUUCAAAAGGCGCUGGGGGUCUUUCUGGGAAGCCUUGAGGCAGGGCAGCCACCAGAGACGUUCAUCUCGCAAAGCAAACUGGUGAUUAUGGUGGGUCAGAGGCUGGUGGACACCCUGUGCAAGGAGGCACACAGUGGGGGGUCCAGUCACAGCCUCCUAAGUAAGAGCAACCACCUAUGUGCUCUUCUCAAGCAGCUGGCCGUGGGCACCAAGAGGGCGGCCUUAGACUUCCCCGAUCAACAAGCUCUCGCCGAGCUUCAACAGUUUGCACAGGAGCUUUCUCACAGGGCACAGCACUUUAGAUUAGAAUACACUAAUGCAGACAGACUGGACACCGACUGACUUUUCACUAAGAAACAUUGUAGGAGAAAUCGACUAACAAAAUAUCCAUCCAUCCAUUUUCUACCGCUUGUCCCUUUUGGGGUCACGGGGGGUCGCUGGAGCCUAUCUCAGCUUAAUUCGGGCGGAAGGCGGGGUACACCCUGGACAAGUCGCCACCUCAUCGCAGGGCCAACACAGAUAGACAAAAUAUAUAUUUUUAAAUGAAACAUGAUCUAACCGCUCUUCUGUAGAUCAAGAUAUGCUAAACUAGGGCAUGGCGACACCUUACACCAUGGGUGUCAAACUCUGGCCCGCGGGCCAAAUUUGGCCCGCCGUGUAAUUUCACUUGGCCCGUGAGGCGAUAUCAAAUUAACACUCGAGCUGGCCCGCCGAUUAUAUAUAGCGGCGGUGCCGCGGUACACCGCUUAUUCUCAUACUUGCCAAACCUCCCGGGAGACUCCCAAAUUUCAGUGCCCCUCCCGAGAAUUGUAACGUCCCCUUUUAGUCCAGUCCGACGUGUGCUGGCCCAGUUACAUAAUAUGUGUGGCUUUGGCACGCACACAGAAGUGAAUGCAACGCAUACUUGAUCUUCAGCGAUACAGGUUAC